UCGCUACAGCACAAAUAAUUUUAACUCGCAGGUACUCUGCGCUUAAGGUUUGUUCCCCUUCUUUUUAAAGGCAGAUCUCAAGAUUUCCGUGUGGUUGUAUCAGCGAGGACCAUUUAUGUGUUGAAUGGCUGCCAACAUGCUUGGAAAAAAUUUUCUGUUCCUUUUUCUAGAAGCUUAAUGUAUGAAAGUGGGCAGUUGAAGCUUUUUAUGGCAGAGAGAGAUAUAACAUCACAUUAAAUACCUAUUUAAGUCCCCUUCUACAGAUGGGCAGUCACUUUGAGUUACAAACACCCCAAAUGAGCAUUCACUGUGCAACUGGAAUGGAGAGGAUGAACAAUCAGGAAUUGUGUCAGUUCACAGAAAAUGUAACUACUACUACAACCCAUGAUCCAGGAGAAAGUAAUCUGAAACAGGGCAGUCAAGCCACUAGCAUUUUCCCACUUUGCAGAAGCAAUGGAGGCAAAAGAAGUCUAGACCACUACUCCACGCAAGAGCAUGGAAACAGUUGUACCAGCUUGAACAGCAAUGCACAAGUACAGCCACAAGAGAAAGUGACUCUGGUUGUAGACAGCACUAGAUUUGUUGUAAAUCCCCAGAUUUUCACAGCUCAUCCUGAUACUAUGUUGGGACGAAUGUUUGGACCAGGACGCGAAUACAACUUCACUCGGCCAAAUGAGAAGGGUGAAUAUGAAAUUGCAGAAGGAAUCAGCUCCACUGUGUUCCGGACAGUGCUGGAUUAUUACAAAACUGGAGUAAUUCACUGUCCUGAUGGGAUUUCUAUUCCUGAUCUCAGAGAUACCUGUGAUUAUCUUUGCAUCAAUUUUGACUUCAACACAAUCAAGUGUCAAGAUUUGAGUGCUUUAUUGCAUGAGCUGUCUAAUGAUGGUGCUCACAAUCAGUUUGAUGGUUACCUGGAAGAGCUGAUUUUGCCUAUAAUGGUGGGCAGUGCCAAAAAAGGAGAACGCGAGUGUCACAUUGUAGUAUUAACUGAUGAAGACAUAGUGGACUGGGAUGAAGACUAUCCACCUCCCAUGGGAGAAGAAUACUCACAAAUCCUGUAUAGUUCAAAGCUGUACCGAUUCUUCAAAUACAUAGAGAAUCGUGAUGUCGCAAAAACUGUCUUGAAAGAACGAGGCCUGAAAAAUAUUCGAAUUGGCAUUGAAGGUUAUCCAACCUACAAAGAAAAAGUGAAGAGGAGGCCAGGAGGGCGGUCAGAAGUGAUAUAUAAUUAUGUGCAACGUCCAUUCAUUCAGAUGUCUUGGGAAAAGGAAGAAGGAAAAAGCCGCCAUGUUGACUUCCAAUGUGUUAGAAGCAAAUCUCUAACAAACCUUAUCAUGGAUGAAGAUGUAGCAGAAGAUCAGGUUAUACCUUACCCGCCCCAGGUGGAUGAACUUGACAGAUUAAAUGCACCACUUUCUCAAAUGGAUCCUAGUGAUCUGCCAGAUUAAAUUGGAAGACUAAUGCAGUUUUCACAAAUGAAUUUGGUGAACUGCCCAAUUUCAGUAAUACUGCUGAAUGGAGCCUGCUAUCAGUCAUCCUACAAUUGGAUCUCUUUUAAGUUGUUUUAUUUUCUCAGUUACUGUGCUUGUUAAAUGUCCCUCCAGCAGAAAGGGCAGGCAUUCUUAAAUCCAAAGCUGAAGGCUUCCAAGGAGGAGCUGGCCCCUGGGGACUGGUACCAAAUUUGCAUCUAACCCUUCCAAAAAAUGGAGGUGAAUGGAGGUGCCUUCAUUA
Molecule: messenger RNA, 1731 nt
Organism: Eublepharis macularius
Lineage: Eukaryota; Metazoa; Chordata; Lepidosauria; Squamata; Eublepharidae
Gene: KCTD20
Product: potassium channel tetramerization domain containing 20
Exons: 9
Coding region: 264-1448 (394 amino acids)
Biological process (GO): positive regulation of phosphorylation
Cellular component (GO): cytoplasm
Molecular function (GO): protein binding
Source: RefSeq, a predicted model, not a curated record